Messenger RNA from Zophobas morio, 677 nucleotides. Its product is annotated as peptidyl-prolyl cis-trans isomerase H. Gene Ontology annotation, molecular function: peptidyl-prolyl cis-trans isomerase activity. Lineage: Eukaryota; Metazoa; Arthropoda; Insecta; Coleoptera; Tenebrionidae. Bases 92 to 646 code for a protein of 184 amino acids. Gene Ontology annotation, cellular component: intracellular membrane-bounded organelle. The record is from RefSeq and is a predicted model, not a curated record. Gene Ontology annotation, biological process: protein folding; protein peptidyl-prolyl isomerization. The transcript has 3 exons.
ACGAUCUGUCAAAGUAGAAGCAUUACGAUCAACAACAACAAAAAAGUGCGGUUAUGUUCUAGUAAAACUAAAAAGUCGAAUUUUAAAGAAAAUGCCUAACUGGAACCAAAUUCAAGCUCAGUUGAGGCACCCUGCCAACCCCGUGGUCUUUUUCGACAUUUCCGUUGGCACAACGGAAAUUGGUCGAAUGAUUUUCGAACUUUUCGCAGACGCUGUUCCCAAAACCAGUGAGAAUUUCCGCCAGUUUUGCACCGGAGAGUUCCGAAAGGAUGGGGUUCCGUUGGGUUACAAAGGAGCUAGUUUUCAUAGGGUUAUCAAAGAUUUUAUGAUUCAAGGAGGCGAUUUUGUUAACGGUGAUGGAACCGGCGUUAUGAGUAUUUACGGCGGGGGGACUUUUCCUGAUGAGAACUUCAACUUGAAGCAUGAUGCUCCAGGACUUUUAUCUAUGGCGAAUAGUGGGAAAGACACAAAUGGGUGCCAGUUUUUUAUAACUUGUGCCAAGUGUAAUUUUCUGGAUGGUAAACACGUGGUAUUUGGGAGGGUCAUUGAUGGACUACUUGUUAUGAGGAAAAUUGAGAAUGUACCGACGGGGCCCAAUAACAAGCCGAAAAUACCCGUGACGAUUAUACAGUGCGGGCAAAUGUAGAUAUAAGCAGUAAAAUAUUUUUUAAGCAGAA